Terrapene triunguis (Three-toed box turtle) is the source of this 373-nucleotide messenger RNA. It is a transcript of the gene CRYBA1, whose product is annotated as crystallin beta A1. Gene Ontology annotation, biological process: visual perception; lens development in camera-type eye. Gene Ontology annotation, molecular function: structural constituent of eye lens. Lineage: Eukaryota; Metazoa; Chordata; Testudines; Emydidae. Bases 1 to 318 code for a protein of 105 amino acids. The record is from RefSeq and is a predicted model, not a curated record. The transcript is spliced from 3 exons.
AUGAAACUGCCACAGCUGACGCUGCAGAAUCACAAGGAGUCCAAGAUGACAGUCUUUGAGAAGGAGAACUUCAUGGGACGCCAGUGGGAACUAUCGGACGACUACCCCUCCCUGCAGGCAAUGGGCUGGGGAAACAACGAAGUGGGCUCCAUGAAGGUGCAGUGUGGCGCCUGGGUUUGCUACCAGUAUCCUGGUUACCGUGGCUACCAGUACAUUUUGGAGAGUGACCAUCACGGUGGAGAUUACAAGCACUGGAGAGAGUGGGGCUCACACGCCCAGACCUUCCAGGUCCAGUCUAUUCGGCGUGUCCAGCAAUAGAUGUUUGUGUUCACAGGCUCUCCUCCUUCAAGAGCGUCUUCACUGGAUUUCUAAA